AUGACGGGGCGGUGAGAUGACAUUGGUGCUUGCUCGUCAGUAGGGCAAAACGGUUCGCGUGAUCGAGGUGCCAGUGUAUCCCCGGCAAUCUCGAUGUGAAUCGCGGUUUCUCACUGUCGAAUAUUCGCAGAACCGCGCGAUGACGCUUUCUCUUAUAGUCACACAAUCUUAAUUAUAUUUUUUCGAUUCUCUAAACGUUUAAUCGUGUCACGAGGUCGGCUUUCCAAAUCUGAUUUGACAAAUAACGCGUGAAACAAUGUAAUUUUUAUACCUGUGCAUCGUCCGAAUAGAAUAAUUAAUUUGAGAAAGCGACAAAUGAAGCUGCAUAUGGUUCUCUGUUAACGAAAGCUAGUGAAAUAACUCGAAUCCUGAUAUAGUUCGACAUUGUGAAAAUUAAUAAGAAUGCAUUACGACGGUUUGCAGAAUUGCAAUACGCUGACAAGUGAGCUUAUAUGAAUCAGGAUUUUCUACAUAGCGAGAUCUUUUCGCGAUGAGAAAAAUAUUUAUUAUGUGAUUGUGACAGAGGGAGUGUAUUGUACGUGACGUUGUCGAGACAAUGAUAUUUCGCGAUUUUCGAUUCGGAGCGAAAAAUCCGAUUUAAACUGCGUCGUUUUUUCGUCCGUAUCCAUGGGGUCCCAUUGGAUCGUCAUGCUGGCGAUCUUAUGGUUUAUGCAUCGAGUGGAGAGCAAAGUAACGUGUCGCGAAGUGCAACUGCAUCGUGAUUGCGAGGCGUUAUGCAGCACGAAUCGCGAUGGCGUUAUUUCUUGCGAAUUGAGAAUAGCUGUUCUCCUACCAGCAGAUCCAAGAUUCGAAAUUUCUUUACUUAAGGUUCUUCCGAUUCUUGAUUUAGCAGUGUACGAAGCGAGAUCUCGAAAUUUGCUGCCUCACUGGUUAAAAUUGAAGUUUCUAUCGCAAGAUGACCAUUGCGACGCAAUGUAUGCGCAAAUUGGCGCAAUUGAUAGUUAUUCGCAUUGUGUGCACUUGUUUCUUGGACCGGCAUGCGAUUAUUGCGUUGCGGUCGUUGGCAGAGUCGCAAAAUUCUUUGGCGCACCUUUAAUUACUACGGGAGGCUUCACUUUUGAUUUUACCGAAAAAAAGGUUGAUUGUAAAGAUGAAUACUUUAUGACUACAAGAAUCGGAAAUUUAGCCUUCAGGGACAUCGCCCUUUUUGUAGCUAUAAUGGAUCGGUACGAAUGGCGUAAAGUGCAUCUUGUUUAUGCGACGAAUGGACAAAGUCAAGUUGCUGGUAGGCAUACGUGUCAGCUUAUGAUGAAGUCAAUGGUGGAAUUUAUCAAGAAGGAGCAUAACAUCACUUAUGGUACUUUCGAUGUCGAAGCUACGACCCCGAAUGAUUAUCCAGAUGCUUUGAGAGAUCACGUCGGCAAUUUCUACAGUGGUGAGUGA
Nylanderia fulva is the source of this 1404-nucleotide messenger RNA. RefSeq lists its product as uncharacterized. NCBI's taxonomy places the organism in Eukaryota, Metazoa, Arthropoda, Insecta, Hymenoptera, Formicidae. The record is from RefSeq and is a predicted model, not a curated record.